GUGAUCCCUCCCAGAGCUCAUGCAGCACUCUCGAGCGCUCGCAUCGCACAGCUCCUCGUCUGCGUUUUCUGCUCCAAGCUGUCUUAGAAACCUCCGGAACACUUGGACCCCUGCUCUUGUCCAUCGGUUAUGGACAACACUAAGGACAUGCCGAUGCGCGCUGAGGGCGGUCAUAUAGGUACUCUUUCUGCCAAAACUGGCUCCAGGUUGUCGGAAGCUACUGGAGACCCCUCGCGCGAGCAACCGGAUAACCCGAUUCACCAAAACAGCCUAAGCCCCGACUCCGUGCCUUAUUCGAGAAACCUAGUGGAUGAAGCGAUAAAGGGACAUCGUAGCGCAAAGUGCAGAGAUGUGACACUUGCUUACAAGCCCUCUGCGCCGGACAGGGAGUUGACAGACAUCCCUAACAAAGAGGCCAGCAGCUCAGAUGCAGAAUCAGACCUGUAUGAGGAAAUAGAUGUCAGCUGUACCCCCGAGAGCAUGGAAUACCCGAGUGGACAAGGUCUGGAAACGGGCUCGCCGAACCAGGGAAAAGAAAUAGGCGUGGACAGCAGUAAAGUGGGUUCUGGCCCAGGGGUUCUCAACUAUGGUUCUGACCAGAUGCGACGGUAUCGAACAGCAUUCACGAGGGAGCAGAUAGCGCGACUGGAGAAAGAGUUUUACCGGGAAAAUUACGUGUCCAGGCCACGUAGGUGCGAGUUGGCGGCUUCCUUAAAUUUACCAGAAACAACCAUAAAGGUAUGGUUUCAGAACCGUCGCAUGAAGGACAAGAGACAGCGACUGGCUAUGACUUGGCCGCAUCCUGCAGACCCCGCCUUUUACACCUAUAUGAUGAGCCAUGCUGCAGCCACGGGCAGCCUGCCCUAUCCAUUUCCAUCACAUCUUCCUCUACCUUACUACUCUCCUCUCAGCGGUGUGACUGCAAGUUCAGCCUCUGCCACCGGGGGUCCAUUUUCUAACCCUCUGCGCUCGCUGGACAGUUUUCGGGUUCUUUCGCAUCCAUAUCCGCGUCCUGAGCUGCUGUGUGCUUUCAGACACCCGUCACUGUACCCCAGCCCGGGUCACGGGCUCGGUCCCGGGGGAAGCCCAUGCUCCUGCCUUGCCUGUCAUGCUGCCAGUCAGUCAAAUGGUCUCCCACAGAGGUCCAACAGCGCAGAUUUUUCGUGCUCGCCAACGACCAGGACUGAGGCCUUCCUCACGUUCUCGCCAGCAGUCCUAAGUAAAUCAUCUUCAGUCUCUUUGGACCAAAGGGAGGAAGUGCCACUGACCAGAUAAGACAACAACAAAAGGUUACGGAUUCUUUGAGUGCUAUCUGGAUCAGCUUUGGUGACUUUUGGCAAUAUUUAAUAAGUUAACGCAUGAACGACCCAAAGCACAAUGCACAACCCAAAGGCAACCUGCUUAGAUAAUGUUUCAAACUGUAUGUUUUCCAGUUAAGAAGCUAUUUAUUGUGCAAACAGAGCCUACUUUUAACACUGAUAAGCCACAGACUUCAAGUUGAAAAUAAUCUUUAGAGAAAGUAGAUCAUAAGAGAGAUAUCAUAUUGAAGCAAAUAAAUCUUAAUUACUUCCUAUCAACAAAAUGUGGUAUAAGAAAUGUAUUUGAAAAAGUCUGAAUGAAUGCACAAAAGCUUUCUCAAAAUGUAUACUCUCUUACCCGUACAAACUGACCCACAUGCAGUUUCUUUCAUAUUAAAACGAUGUUUUUCAUCUUACUUUUUAACAAGGGGAUUUGUUAACCGAGCACUGUUGGCUCAUUAUUUCUCCUCCACGAACAUCCGGUCCCGGUAGCACAAUGAAAUGUGCAGAUGCGAGAGAAAUUAAGGAGUGAUGUAUUCGGAAGGGAGAAAUUUUGAAUGUUGAAUUAAUGAUAAUGCUGCACGCUCAGAGACUUGUCUGCCAAACCGGUAACAAGGCGCCAGGGGAGCGGAUUAAGAGGCUCCAUGCGAGGCUUGCUGGUUUGACGGGAGAAGAUGCGCUAAAGAUCCGUUGGACAAUCACAUGCGGCAAAUUGGGGCAAACCUGAGAUGCAUCUCACUGCAUACCAUCAGCUGAAUGCUUUUACCCCAACACCUCCAUCCCGUGCAAUCUCCUCACAUUCUUGCUUUCGCUUCACCUUAUUUCAGGCAGUUGAUAAUAAACAUACAAGAUGGCAAAAAAAAAAAAAAAAA
Xyrauchen texanus (razorback sucker) is the source of this 2170-nucleotide messenger RNA. It is a transcript of the gene evx1, whose product is annotated as even-skipped homeobox 1. Gene Ontology annotation, biological process: regulation of transcription by RNA polymerase II. The record is from RefSeq and is a predicted model, not a curated record. Lineage: Eukaryota; Metazoa; Chordata; Actinopteri; Cypriniformes; Catostomidae. Bases 130 to 1275 code for a protein of 381 amino acids. Gene Ontology annotation, molecular function: RNA polymerase II cis-regulatory region sequence-specific DNA binding; DNA-binding transcription factor activity, RNA polymerase II-specific. The transcript has 3 exons. Gene Ontology annotation, cellular component: nucleus.